GAAGUGAAGAAGAUUGUACAAAUGGUGAUGGGGGAAGGGGAAGGGGAGGAGAUGAGGAAGAAUGCCGCCAUUGUUAAGGACAAAAUGAGAGCUGCGAUGAAGGAAGAGGGAGGGGAGAAGGGCUCAUCGUUGAGGGCUUUGGAUGAGUUUGUUGCAAUGAUUGGAUCCAAAAGAGAGGGUCAAUAGCGGAAUAUUGUGGUACAUUCAUCUUGCUUCUGUUGUUUGUAGUAAUGUGGAGUUGGAAUAGAAUGUUAUGAACCGAUGCGAGUAUACUUUGAUCGGUCUUUGUUAAAGUUGUAGUUUUGAAUCUCCGUAUGGAACGGAAGUAAAAGUGAAGGAAGGAAUAUUUUGAACAAACAACAUGAGGAUAUAUUGGCAUCCGAAUUCGGACCAUGUUAUUUUUCCUUUUUAGAUAUCUAGUAGCAUAAGAAUGGAGAUUUGAAUUUAAGACGAGAUAAUAUGAGGUGGUAUUAAAAGGUUUCUUUUGUGUGUAAGUUUCUAUGGUAUUCAAGGUAACAAGGAAGACGGAUCCCUCAGUAGGAUUAUUGGUUUCAGAAAUCGUUUACCUCUCGAACAAGAUCAGUUUCUCUCGUUGUAGAAGAGAUGGGAACAAAGUAGCUCAUGAGGCGGGAAUAAAUCAAGCUCUCCAAAGGAUUUAGGGCAAAGCUUCGGAUAUGAGUUGCAUUUAAUUAGAGUUAAUGUUUUUUCGUAUCUUCUGUCAAAAAAAAAAGAAAAGAAAAGAAAAACUCUUGUUAAAA
Molecule: messenger RNA, 758 nt
Organism: Momordica charantia (bitter melon)
Lineage: Eukaryota; Viridiplantae; Streptophyta; Magnoliopsida; Cucurbitales; Cucurbitaceae
Source: RefSeq, a predicted model, not a curated record